This is a messenger RNA of Electrophorus electricus (electric eel), 2024 nucleotides long. It is a transcript of the gene klf10, whose product is annotated as Kruppel like factor 10. The record is from RefSeq and is a predicted model, not a curated record. Gene Ontology annotation, molecular function: DNA-binding transcription factor activity, RNA polymerase II-specific; RNA polymerase II cis-regulatory region sequence-specific DNA binding. Gene Ontology annotation, biological process: regulation of transcription by RNA polymerase II. NCBI's taxonomy places the organism in Eukaryota, Metazoa, Chordata, Actinopteri, Gymnotiformes, Gymnotidae.
CUCGGGUGUAAUCGCGUUUACGUGCCAAGAAGGCGACGCUGUGUGCCAUGCUGAUUUCACGACACGAAUCAGCCUUUGAUCACGCGUGGAUUCUCUCCGCAUUGGCCGGAGGCUCCACACACCUUUACUCACCAUUGGCCUGCACGUGGAUUCAUGCACACCCAUGCCUCCGACGCCAGAAAGAGUUGAAUGAGUGAUAACACGACAGAAGUAAAACCGGCCAGACUUAGAAAUACUAAUUAAUGUCCAUACACCAUAGUGUUAAAACAUGGGUAAAUUGCAUCGUGUUUCAUCUGCAAAUAACGACCUGCCAGGUGAGGCUCUGCUUGAAAGUAACCAGACCGCGAGUGGUCCUUCUGCAGCCACAAGCAACCUGCAGGUGAUAGAAACCCUCACUUCUAUGACAGAUAGCAAGAAGGAUGGACAUUUCUGGCACACUGAACUCUUGACACCCUCUUCAGACUCCAGUGAAGGAGAUUCUGUUCGCAAAGCGCUAGCAGACAUCCAUGAGUCUGCUUUUACAUUACGUUGCAUGACCCCACCUUAUAGCCCUCAAGCUGCUGAAGUGGCUCAGAGAGACAUGUUGGGAGGCGUGGCUUACACUGCCUCACCCCACCCACCACAGACAAAGGGCAGAGCCACCAGUGUGAUCCGUCACACGUCCGAUCCCUUGCGCUAUCUUGCUGUUGAGAGAGAGACGGAGAAUGGAUCCAGCCCACCCAGCCCUGCCCAGAGCUGCUCUGGUUUUGUAUCUAGCACGGACCCAGGGGUAAAUCUUCUGGGCUCUGGCUUGCCUAUCUUUCUGACUCCUCCCCAGGUCCCACCCCCUCUAACUCUCCCCGCCCCUAUUGGAAUACUCUCUACUUUUUCUCAUGCAAGCGUGCUAUCAGUAACAACGUUCCAGAUCCUUGCUUUACCACCACCUGCUGGCUCCCUGCUCAACAGUCCACCUCCACCCGCAGCUAAUCCACCAGAUGCCUGUCCACAAUCGGCCGUUUCGGUCGGGAGUCCAGUUUCUGCCACCGCUGUUGUGGCCUGUCAGGCUCCCACAGAAGCCGUCCUAGUGCUGGUCCCCCCGCAGUCUAUGGUGGUAGCCUCUGGUGGGUCAAAGUUCACUGCUAUUGCUCCUGCGCCAGACCAUGGCCCCACGUUGCCACAGAUCAAGCCAGUGCCUGACCUGACGCGGGUCCGCUGUCAUGUCUGCACCCACCCUAACUGUGGGAAGACCUAUUUUAAAAGCUCCCAUCUCCGUGCACACUUGCGGAUCCACACAGGUGAGAAGCCAUUUUGGUGCCGAUGGGAAGGUUGUGAGAGACGUUUCUCCCGCUCCGAUGAACUGUCCCGCCAUCGGCGUGCUCACACAGGAGAGAAACAUUUCACCUGCCCCGUGUGCCACGCCAACUUUAGCCGCAGUGACCACCUGACUAAGCAUGCCCGGCGUCACCUCAGGAGGGCUCCGAUGUGGCAGUCCGAGGUGGGCCGACUCCGUGCCACCAGUGCCAGGAGUCCCGUUCUUGCGACCCUGUGCCCCAAGGCUGGGAGUUAAGGGUCACGGAAGACCUAAGGUCAGGUGCUGUGGAUUUGGCACUUACCUUAAUGUCAGGUGUUGGAGAAACAUGAGCCAUCUGUUGCACCAACCAUCAUGAAGGAGGGAGCAAACAGGACAGUAUGUGGGUUUUAAGGACUAGAUUUGAGCAGCACUGUCUUAGAAAUUUAUGACUCUCUCAGACUACUAAGAGACUUCACAAGUAAAUAUUUGAAUCUCGUUAUCAUCAGGUUUACUUGCUUGCUUGCUUCUUGAAUGCAAAUUGUAGCAAAAGGUUUUAUGACAAAUCCAGCCAGGACAGAAAAUUAUGUUUAGUUACAUUCAAAACCAUCAGGAACCCAUAUUACUUCAACCAAAGGAUUAAGGCUCCAAAUGCUUUAGCGACUGUUAAUAUUCAGUGAGUGCAUUUAUUUGCUAAAGUGAUAACAGUUUGCACUGUUCUAAUGUACAUGAAAAAUAAGUUAGGUCUAAUAUAUCA